Striga hermonthica is the source of this 3570-nucleotide messenger RNA. Lineage: Eukaryota; Viridiplantae; Streptophyta; Magnoliopsida; Lamiales; Orobanchaceae. The record is from the annotation of a GenBank genome assembly.
AUGACGUCGGCGGAAGACCGCCGCCUCGGCGGCAGUGUUGAUCCGAGCAACCUGCAUUUGAAGAAAGAGCUAACUCAAAUACGCAAGGCGGCCAGAGGGGUUCUCAAGGAUCCCGGCACCUCAUCCUCAUACCGAUCUCUCCGCCAGAUUCACGGUGACGCCAUGGCCGAGCAGCUGCGCCUCCACGUCCAGGAUAGCCACAGUAACGGCAAAUCUGCUACGCUCCAUCAGAAAAAGGAGGAGAAAACGGCCUUUUUGCUCAACUGGAGGGAUAAGAAAUCCGAUAUUGGUAAGGGUUUCGAGAGAAAAGUUAAGGGUGAUGAGGGGUAUUCGUCGGCCCGAGAAGACGCGAGUCCCGAAUACGUUGACAGCUCGUCCAGCGUGUCAAAUGGCGGCGGUGCCGGUCAUGAUUCGAGGAGUGAUGGCUGUUUGAGCAAUAGCGUGUUUAAAUGUAGGAAUGGGGAUUUGACUCCUUCUAUGAUAAGGAAGAAGCCCGAAAGGAGUGCUGGCUCUAGCGCCAGCUCCAGGCAUCACAAGGAAAAACUGAAAAUGCUGUUGAGUAGGUACACGGAAAACGUAGCCAAUGGUUCAGCUGAAUCGAGCGUAGGGAGGGAUGAUUUGCUUAGCCUGGUCCAUAACGAUACUGAUGAUUGUAUUAAUUCAAAGGACAUAGAAAGAGCAUCGACAAUUUCGUCAUUGCUUGUUCGUCUCAAGAAUAGAAAAGUGGAUGAUUCUAUUUCAUAUAGCACCACGCCUGCAUUAUCUACGGGCAUAUAUAGCAGAUACUCCACUAGAAAUCCGAGUACUGCAGGGUCUUGGGAUGCCGCCACAACUUCAUCGUUUAAUGCUGAUGCGGAUGAUGAGGUGGAUGACGGUUUCGAUUUAGCCGGUCAACCGGGAUGCGGCAUCCCUUGUUACAGGUCGAGAAGGUCGACCCCAAGGUCAAGAACCGGGAGCUGUUGCUCGCCUUCUAUUUCUGAUACUCUUAGGAAAAGCAUGCUUUGUGGAAGUCGGCCCUCGUAUCAAAGAAGACGUCGGAGGUCAAAGGCUUCUGCCGGUCAAGGCCUUGUCCCCCUUCUUAAAAAAGGUGGGGAUGGGCCCGGGUCGUCUGUGGGGAGCGGGAUGUUAAGUGAUUGCGAGCUUUUGGAAAAUUACGGGGAGCUUGACUUGGAGGGUUUGAGCCGGUUGGACAGUAAAAGGUGGUCAUUGAGCCGUGGAAGUAGGGAGGCUUUGAACGGGGAAGUGAAUUACGAAGGUUCUCCUGAGAACCUGACUACUCUGAGCUACAAACACAGGCCUAUGUUUUUUGAUGAAUUAAUUGGGCAGAGCAUAGUUGUUAAGGCUCUUAUGAGUGCUGUUUUGCGUGGAAAGGUUCCUCACCUUUAUGUUUUCCACGGGCCCCGUGGAGUUGGAAAGACCUCGGCAGCACGGAUCUUGGCAGCAGCUUUAAAUUGUCUUUCUUUGGAAAAGACUAACAAACCCUGUGGUCUGUGCAGGGAGUGUGCAGAUUUUGUGUCUGGCAAGAGUAGUUAUCUUGUAGAAAUUGAUGGGUCGAAUAACAGAGGAAUUGAGAAAGUGAAAAAUAUUCUUGAAAAGAUAUCAGUGAUGUAUCAUUCGCGGGCCACAUCACACUACAUGGUUUUUGUGGUCGACCAGUGUCAUUUGUUGCCUAAACAAACAUGGCUGGCAUUUCUUGGACUUCUCGAGAAACUGCUGUUGCAACAUGUUAUUUUUAUUCUAAUAACGACCGACGUCGACGGCGUGCCACCAGCUGUACUGGCCAGAUGUCAGAAACACUUUUUCAGCAAAAUCAGCAACGAAGAUAUUGUUGCCCGACUGAUGAAGAUUUCUGAUGAGGAGAGCUUAGAUGCUGAGAUGAGUGCGCUGGAGCUGAUUGCUUCGAAUGCAGAUGGUUCUUUACGAGAUGCAGAGACCACGUUGGACCAGUUGGGUUUGCUUGGGAAAAGAAUCACCAAAUCCUUGGUGAAUGAGCUUAUUGGGGUUGUUUCUGAUGACAAAUUAUUGGAGCUUUUGGAAUUGGCCAUGUCAUCAAAUGCUACUGAAACUGUAAUAAGAGCAAGGGAAUUGAUGGAUUCUGGCAUGGACCCGAUAGUUCUGGUGUCUCAGUUGGUGACCCUUAUUGUGGAUCUUAUUGCUGGGACCUACCUAAGUGUCGAUGCAAAGGGCAACAAAAAUUCUUACAUUGGUGGGAUAAUGAGUGAAGGAGAAGUAGGCAGGCUGAGACAUGCAUUGACUGUACUCUCGGAGGCAGAAAAUCGUCUUAGAAUGUCUUGCGAUCGAUCAACCUGGUUCACGGCCACCCUAUUGCAAUUAGGCUCCUUGCCUUCUUCCCCCAGUCGAAAAUCUCACUCCACGUGCAGUCGCCCACACAGUUCCAGGACAACUGAUAGGGACCCCAACGUAAGUCUUCAUAGAGAAGCUAAUGAACUCUGCAGCUCGACUAGCAAGAAAAAACCAGUCUCGUUGUCUAAUGCAUUCAGCUUUGACUCGAACCUCAAUCGGAGUCAAUUUUCCGAUGAUGAGGCAUUGACUGUCUUACAUGAUGAAAGCAAAAGAUUGAUGUGUACUGAGGCUGAGGUGUUGUUGAGUGAUAUUUGGUUAAAAUGUAUCCAUAAGUGCCAUUCCAAGACAUUGAGGAAUCUGUUGCAUUCGUAUGGGAAACUUGUCUCAUUGUCUGAAGCAAAAGGGGCAGGUGGUUUUGUUGCCUUCAUUGCAUUUGAGGAUGCUAUCAUUAAAACCCGAGCAGAAGGUUUCCUUAGUAGCCUGACAAACUCAUUCGAAAUUGUCCUGCGGUCCAAUGUGGAGGUUAAACUAAUUCUGCUACAAGAAGAUUUCCCAGGCCAGAAGCCAUCCAUCCCAAUGAACCUGCAAAAAAAGCCAACACAUUUGGAUGCAUCAGUCAGUAAGCCGGAUCUUAAUUCACUUGAAGGUCCAUCCCAGUUAUCAAGAACGAGCUUUAAUGCCUCUAUGGAUCAUCACACGCAACCCGUAGAGUCUAUCUCUACAAAUGCUUGCACAAGUAUCCCAAAUGAUAACAAUUCAGAUAUUAUUAUUCCUCCAGGGAGAAUUGAGUCAAUAAUCGAUGAACAAAGAUUAGAAACUGCAUGGCUUCAGACCAUGGACAGAAGUAGCCUUAGAUUGAGGAGUUUCUCGAAACCUGAACAGCAACAGGUUUUGCGGCAAAACGGCGUGGAUGAUCUCAACGAAUUGGACUCCUUGAGUUCCGUGGAUGUCAAAUUGCAUUAUCGUGAAGACAGAUUAAAUCAUGAAAUCAAAGCAGUAAAUAUUAAUGGUGACACGACCGGUCAGAAGGUUAGGAGGAACGGCGGUUGUCCGAUUUCUCCAAGCGUGCUGCAUGCCAGUAAAGAUGACAUAGUAUAUGAUUCUGGAUCAGGAAGGGGUUGUGGUAUGAUGUUAUGCUGGAAUAACAGCAAGCCUCACAGAAGGGGAAAGGCUAAUCGAAGCACUCCGAGACGUGCACAUAAAGGCGGGCAGUUUUCUUGGUUCGGGGAGUGUGUGAAAUCAAGGCGGAACAGAUACUGUAGAUGA